Carlito syrichta (Philippine tarsier) is the source of this 369-nucleotide messenger RNA. RefSeq names its product LIM and senescent cell antigen-like-containing domain protein 2. The record is from RefSeq and is a predicted model, not a curated record. The coding region runs from base 22 to 369 and encodes 115 amino acids. The transcript is spliced from 3 exons. Gene Ontology annotation, biological process: positive regulation of substrate adhesion-dependent cell spreading; positive regulation of integrin-mediated signaling pathway; cell-cell junction organization. Lineage: Eukaryota; Metazoa; Chordata; Mammalia; Primates; Tarsiidae. Gene Ontology annotation, cellular component: cell-cell junction; focal adhesion; cytoplasm.
CGUCUCUCCCGCUCCAGCAACAUGUCGGAUGCCCUGGCCAAUGCCGCGUGCCAGCGCUGCCAGGCCCGCUUCGCCCCCUCUGAGCGGAUCGUCAACAGCAACGGGGAGCUGUACCACGAGCUCUGCUUCGUGUGCGCCCAGUGCUUCCGGCCGUUCCCCGAGGGACUCUUCUACGAGUUUGAAGGCCGGAAGUACUGCGAACAUGACUUUCAAAUGCUGUUUGCUCCGUGCUGCGGAUCUUGCGGUGAGUUCAUCAUUGGCCGCGUCAUCAAGGCCAUGAACAACAACUGGCACCCGGGCUGUUUCCGCUGCGAGCUGUGUGACGUGGAGCUGGCAGACCUGGGCUUCGUGAAGAACGCGGGCAGGUGA